Messenger RNA from Adelges cooleyi (spruce gall adelgid), 1521 nucleotides. RefSeq lists its product as uncharacterized. The coding region runs from base 237 to 1259 and encodes 340 amino acids. The transcript has 6 exons. The record is from RefSeq and is a predicted model, not a curated record. Lineage: Eukaryota; Metazoa; Arthropoda; Insecta; Hemiptera; Adelgidae.
UGUUGAUCCGAUUAAAAUGUCAAAUGUGCAAGUUCUCACUUCUCAUUCCUCGUUCCGACGCACCAGCCAGCCGUAGUGGACCUUUGCGAAUGCCACCGUUGGUCGAUAUUGACAGUUGACACUGAGAAGUUUAUGUGACAGCUCGACCGAUUGCCAGAGUUUAGCUGUUCUGUACGUGUUCAGACGACAGUUCGGUGCUAAAAGGUCUCCUCCUAUUGGAAAUACCUACAUCGAACAUGGCAAACAACGCCAGCAGCUCAUCCAACAGUCUAGUGCCCGUGGUCGUGCCGGAAUCUGUUAGCCAAGAUGUUAACGGCAAGCCGUCGGCAGGCUUGGAAAACCCAUCGAGUGUUCGCAACUUAAAGGAUUUGUUGAAGAUGACCACGCAGAUGGUCAACGCCGAAACUGACAACUUUGGUUCUACCGAUAUGGAAUCGAUCGAAGAGAAAAGAAUAUUUCUCAACAAUGUACUAUCAACAAUAUCUGUUAACGUGCAGGAAGAAAUGAACAACUCGAUAAACCUAUUAUUAGACACCAACAAGAGCGUAGAAGAACAUGAGUACGCAUUUGAUGUUAUUGAAGAGUAUACCGACAAUAUUGACUAUGCCAAUGAUUUUCAAAAACUUGGGGGUUUUCAAGUAUUCACUCCUGGAUUAAAGUCACAACAUUCGACCGUUCGAUGCAAAACAGCUGAAUUAAUUGCAACCUUAGUGCAACACAAUCCAUAUUGUCAAGACAAGUUUAUGGAGGAACCUAGUUAUAUAAAUUUAUUGAUGAGUUUAGUAAAUACAGACCCCGUGGACGAUGUGCGUGUUAAGGCUUUACACGCCUUAUCUGGUCUUGUCCGACACAAUGUAUCGGCCUUUUGGAAGUUCAUUGAUUUGGGUGGCAGCAAUUUGAUUUUAGAAGCCUUAAAAUCGUCGUGUAAUAAAUUGAAAACGAAAGCUGCGUUUUUAGUGUAUUCUACUUGCCAUAUGGGCAAUGACGUUGCCGACAUGUUUGUGGCGAAGGGGCUCGUUGAAAUAUUGUGUCAGAUAAUUGUCAAUAUGGAAUCGCUGGACGACAAUUACCAUGAGUUAUUUUUGUCGGCUCUAAAUCAGCUGCUUCGCAUGUCGCCAGUCAAAGUCAAAGACAUAUGUGUUAAAGUAGAAAAUUUAAAUCAAGCGUUAUGCAAACUACGAGAUUCAUAUCCAGACGAUUCAACUCAUCAGGAUGAAAAAGAUCAAAUUCUAUGGCUUUUGGAAACUCUUACUUUAUAAAUAAUAAUUAUUUUUAUAUAUAUAUAUAUAUACAAAUUUUCUUUUAUCACAUUUUUGUAAUAAAAUCUUUCAUUAAAAAAAAACAAAAACUAUUAACAUAUUUAUUUAAUUGUAUUAGACUUUAUUCGACUUAUGUCCCUACAUCAUUCCUGUUGGCGUAAUGUAUUUUUUUAAUUACAAUGUGACUAUUAUUAUUUUUAAGGACAAUUUUAUUUUUAUAAACACAUAUUGUACUGGCAAAAAAAUUUGAUUAAAUAUUUUA